Pecten maximus is the source of this 689-nucleotide messenger RNA. Its product is annotated as lactose-binding lectin l-2-like. The record is from RefSeq and is a predicted model, not a curated record. Gene Ontology annotation, biological process: biological process involved in interspecies interaction between organisms. Gene Ontology annotation, cellular component: external side of plasma membrane. The transcript is spliced from 5 exons. Gene Ontology annotation, molecular function: carbohydrate binding. The coding region runs from base 126 to 644 and encodes 172 amino acids. Lineage: Eukaryota; Metazoa; Mollusca; Bivalvia; Pectinida; Pectinidae.
AAAAAACCCAGACAGAUUGCUCAAUACAAGAGGUGUUAUCUUCUGAUUGUGCAGUAUAUAUACAGUCUUAUCUACAUGUUCGGCCUUCUAAGGGACACGUACUUCAUAUUGUUGUGAUUGUCAAUAUGGUGAAGCUUUGUUCUGUGCUUCUGGUAUUAAUAUUUGCUACAGAAUGCUAUCAAACAAAAGCUACGUCUACUGCAAAGUGCCUUGACGGUUGGACGCAACAUCACCAAAUGUGUUACAACUUCGUCAGUAAACAAGAAACAUGGAUUGAACAUAUGCAAAACUGUGUCGCCAUUGGUGGACAUUUGGCUACUAUCAACGAUAUUACAGAGAAUAGAUAUCUGGAGGCAGAGGCGCGGAAACGACAUGCCACGUUUUGGGUAGGUGGUACUAAUAUGAACAACAAUAACACGUGGAUUUGGAUAGAAGACAAUUCAUUUGUUCCAAUGGGACCGUGCGGGAGAGGUCAUGGCUUUUGUGAGUGGAGCAGGGAUGAACCAGAUAAUUCCCAUGGUAACGAACAUUGUCUUGAACUGAACAUACACACGCAAUGGAACGACAAUUACUGUAUGGUUCUACAAGGCGCCAUAUGCGAAGCCCAACCAGUACCAGAAGGCCAUUGGAUAACUUUGGGAUAACUCUCCAAUUUUUUUGUAAACUAUGUAAUAAACUGUAUGACCCAG